Molecule: messenger RNA, 5597 nt
Organism: Vespa mandarinia (Asian giant hornet)
Lineage: Eukaryota; Metazoa; Arthropoda; Insecta; Hymenoptera; Vespidae
Gene: Mbs
Product: Myosin binding subunit
Biological process (GO): signal transduction
Cellular component (GO): cytoplasm
Molecular function (GO): protein kinase binding; enzyme inhibitor activity; phosphatase regulator activity
Source: RefSeq, a predicted model, not a curated record
AGAGGGUGCGAACGAUGCCGUACCAUUAGUGUAACCGUCGACAAGAUCUGUUCUCCUACGUAAAAAGUUUGGCUUCCCUGAACUACGACGUUCAGGGAUGUAACAAGAAAGAGGUUGGCAAUAUCGCGGGUCGUUCUCCGUGGAGACGGAUUCGGGUAUCGGGACGACCAAGAAUAGCAAAGAGCAGCACGCGAAUCUAUCCGUCCCGUGGCCGAGCGCUGUCUUACCACCGACCGUUCCCUCCGCUUGCAGCCACUUACGUUAUUUCAUGAGUGAUCUUUCGCACGGUGACGCGCACGGAUUGCGAUUAGCUCGUAUAUGGGGGCAAGGGACGGUGGACGCUUCUUUCGGCGUCUUGAGUCGCGCCUAGUGAAUCGAAGUGAAGUGAUAUCGCCAAGUAGAAAAUCCGGAACAUUGUUGAAGAGAGAGUGAAAAGGAAAAGAGAGGAAAAGAAAAGAAAAGAGAUAGAUAGAUAUAUAUAUAUAUAUAUAUAUAUAUAUAUAGAGAGAGAGAGAGAGAGAGAGACAGAUAGAGGAAAAAAGCAAAAGAGAAAAGAUAGGGAGAAAGAGAUAGAGCGAACGAAGAGAAUUGAGAGUAACAGAGACAGAGAGACGAGAACGUGAAAAAGACAGAGACAGAGAUAGAGAUAGAGAUAGAGAUAGAAGUGGAAGGAGACGAAGAGACCAAGCGCGCAGUGGUUAUAAGGUUGUCGAGCUCGAUUGUGUGUGCUUCGAGGCAAUGUCUCUCGAGACUCGUUCGAGCUCGGCUCUAUUUAAAAGAGCCGAACAGCUGAAACGUUGGGAACAAUCUGAAACAAAUCGAGAGCCGGCCCAACCGCGUCAAGUAACAAGGAAAAUCAAAUUUUCCGAUGAUUGUGUCUUCUUGGCGGCAUGUGCGGCAGGCGACAAGGAGGAGGUUGUGCGUUUACUCCAAAAAGGGGCGGACAUCAACACCGGAAACGUCGAUGGUCUCACGGCGUUGCACCAGGCAUGCAUCGACGAUGAUCUGGAUAUGGUAGAAUUUUUGGUAGAACAAGGAGCAGAUAUAAAUCGUGGGGACAAUGAAGGAUGGACGCCCCUACAUGCUACAGCAUCUUGUGGCUUCAUAUCAAUAGCUAAAUAUUUGAUAGAGCAAGGGUGCAAUUUGGCAGCAGUUAACAAUGACGGCGAAUUGGCCCUUGAUAUCGCAGAAAAGGUUGAGAUGGAAGAUAUGCUACAGCAACAUAUAAAUAAAGCAGGCAUAGAUUGUGAUCAAGCCAGAAGCGAAGAAGAAAGGUCAAUGUUAAAUGAUGCAAGAGCUUGGAGAUCAGGAGCAGCAGGCAAAGAUUCAAUGCAUCCUAGAACAGGAGCUACGGCACUUCAUGUUGCUGCUGCUAAAGGCUACAUCAAAGUCAUGAAUAUUCUCCUUCAGGCUCGAUGCGAUGUUAAUGCACAAGAUUUCGAUGGAUGGACACCUUUACAUGGUGCAGCUCAUUGGGGUCAAUUAGAAACUUGUAAACUACUUGUGGAUAAUUUUUGUGAUAUGGACAUAAAAAAUUAUGCAGGACAAACUGCUUUUGAUGUUGCUGAUGCAGAUAUUUUAAAAGAUUUAGAAGAAUUGAAACAAAAACAAUUAACUAUGAUGAAAGAUCAUCCACAAAUAAUUAAUAAAAAACAACCUUCUGUACCAAAGAAACGUAUUUCAACUAGUACUGAUAAUACUGUAACGACACAAGAGAAUCCUGAAAUUCUAGAAGAGGAAACGCCAAAUAAAGUUAAAAAAGUAGAAGUGGAAAUUCAAUCUGAUAAAGACGAUUCUAGUACUGGAACGAAUAGCGACGUCGAAGCAACACGAGAAACAGAUAUGGAAGAGAGUGAUGGCGAAGUUGUUUCUGAAACUAGCUCAGAAUCACGCUCUUCCACCUGCUCCAAUCAGUCUGAUAAGUCUAACCAAUCAAACCAUUCCACAUGUCUUACAGAUGAUGAAAAGAAAAACAGAGUGAACAAAGAGGAAACUGCAAGUCAUUCUCCGCUAUCUCCUAUUGAAAUCAAUAAAGUUCCUAAUCAAGCUCCAGUAUUGCCUCCUAAGCAGCAAACUGAUAAUAAUGAAGAGGGAGUUGUUCCAUCCUGGAGGCGUUCAGGCUCUUUCAGAAGUAGAAUACAAAAUGUAGAAGAACUUGAAGAUAAGGACAAGAGUACUAAGUUGCUAAAUACACCAAACAAAAUUACUACUGAACCGGAGGUAGUAUUAAGAAGAACACACAGUUUUGAGACAGACGAGAAGUUCUAUGAGCAGUACUUGGCAUUACACGCUCGUAUCAAGGCAUCUUCCUGCCCUACUCUCCAUCGUUGUAACGCAGUUUCUCCUACUCACACCAAUGCUACAACACGUUCUGCAUCUCUGCGCGAAACACACAGAAGGAAAGAAAUCAAAUUAAAUUUGGAAUUAUCAAGAACGCCACAGGGAAGCAAUACACUUUCACCAACAUCUCCAUCUAAAACAUCACCACUAAGUGCACUGCCAACUACAACUACUACAACUGCCAAUACAAUGACGACGACAAUUGCUACUAGUCCUGUUCCUGUGAAUCAGAUACGCAGUGUUCAACCAAUGGAAGCUACAUCUACACUUCUAUCGAGUGCAAACAAUACUGUACCAGUAUCUGGAACUCCCACUACACCUGGAGGGAGCAAGCUAAGUCCAGGAAAUAUCUUCAAGAAUUUCUUCAAAUCCUUUGUCCCACCUGUUCGUGAUGAAGAAAGUGAAACGCAAAGAAAAGCACACGCGAAGAGAGUACGAGAAACUCGGCGUUCGACUCAGGGAGUAACAUUAGAUGAAAUCAAAAGUGCAGAACAACUUGUAAAGAAAAAACAACAAAACAACGAAGUGCCCAGUUUGACAGCACCUUCUCCGCAGCAGCCUGCAGCUUCUGUCAGCAAUACAGCCUCAAUCACAGCUACAAUAACAACAGCAACUCCUACCACAGUGACUGCAAAUAAACCUUCUGAAGAAUCUAAUUUGCCUGAAAGGCGACCUUCUUGGAGACUCAGGGUAGAUAAUGGAAGCAAGUUUCAGUUAGAGGAUGCAAAUAACAGGUCACCUGACAUUACAUCUACUUAUAUGAGAAGGCCAUCCGGUGGAACUGGUAUACCCAGACCAUCAUCUGCACCUGUGGAAACAAUGACGCCAAGUCCUGCAGAAACUACUGUAACAUUACCACUUCGACGAUCAUUAAAACCAUCUGAAGACAAAGAACAAGAUAAAGAAAAUGAUAGCAGAAAUGCACAAGCUACUCAAGCAGUUAUACAAAGGAGAAGGAGGCCUAAAAGACGUUCUACGGGUGUCGUUCAUGUUGAUAUGGAUGAAAUAGAUCCUGAGAAACAAGACGUAUCUGCUGGUGGUGAUUUUGAGGAUACUAAAGUGAAUCACAGUGAGGGAACACAAGGAAAGCCUACAACAGCUGCAGGUUUAAGAGCUCAAGCAUCAGCAAAUGGAAGUUCCAUUUUUGGAAAUAGACCGCGGAGUGUACCUACAUUAUUUUCUUUGAAUCAAAAUAGUUAUGCAACCUUGUUAGGGAUUAGUAAUGUUAAUUCAUAUAGUACUCCAAGCUUUUUAAAUAAAAAUACAAAGAAUACUGGAUCUUUUAGAAAAAAUCCGUAUUCCAAUUCUACAAACAGUUUAAAUUAUCAAAAUUCAUUCACAACAUACGGUGGAACAUCUUCAGGAUAUGGCGGUGUUAUUUUGCCAUCUCAUUCAUCAAAUAGCUCUCUGAAUCUCGCAACGCCAUCUUCUAGUUAUAGUUAUAUGAAUUUAAGUCCAAACAAUCAUUCGUCGUUGCAAAGAACUGAGAGUUUUAACAAAACAAAAUUGAAAUCAAACGCUAGUCUGAGUUCUAGAAGUGCCAGCCUGCAAAGUUUAACCAGUUCUGAAGGAUACGCAAGUGGAAAUGAUAGACCUGGGAGGUCGAAUAGACUAGGUUCUGUAUCAUCAAUAUCAUCUGAAAUAUCGUCAGCUUCAACGAGAAUCAAAUCUACGACUUCAGAAAAUGGUGAAAUUGACUAUAAAAAAUUAUAUGAAGAAUCUCAAGCAGAAAAUGAAAGACUUAGAGAAAAGCUUAAGCGAUCAGAUGAACAAUUGAAAGAAGUUAGAAGUUUAUUAGAUAAAGCACAGAAUUCCCAGAACAAGUCUGUUUUAUCUGAGGCAGAAAAAAGGGAAAGGAGGGCCAUGGAGAGAAAGUUAUCAGAAAUGGAAGAAGAAUUAAAGGUUAUGGAUCAAUUAAAAUGUGAAAACCAGAGGCUAAAGGAUGAAAAUGGUGCCUUGAUCAGAGUGAUCAGUAAAUUAUCCAAAUAACUUCAGUGCUCCCACGUUAAAAGCAACAUGAAUCCUUUUUAGUUGUGCUGCUCCUGCAUUGAUUGAAUUCUUUUAAAUGGUACAACAUAUUCAUUAUAUUAAUAUUCUUAUAAUGUAUAUUGUAUCAUCAUAUUAUUGAUGAAUUUAUUCUUGUGCUAGAAACUUAAUUUAUUAUAAGUAAUAUCAGUUACUCGCGUGGCUGUGCCAAGAGCGACAAUGUUUUGCUCCUAUUCCUACGAUCUUAUAUAUAUUUGAUCAUAAAGCAAAUUUAGAAUUUUUAUUAUCUUGAAUUUUCUUCUUUCAGUCAAAGAUAAAUUUCUUAGAUCAUGAUAGUGCCAAUACUACAUGAAAAACAGAUUGAAUUUUAUUCAAUCCGUAUGUAAAUCCAUUCUUUUAUUAUAACAACAAUUUUAAUUAAUCAUGCUGUUAAUGUUGACUCUUUCUAAGCACAUUUUGUAAAUAUAUAGUAACUUGUGCGAAACGUUCUACCCUAUGGGAUACAGAUACAUAUACAUAUACAUAUAUACAUAAUUAAAGUAGAGUUUACUAUUUAUAUAUUAUCUUUCUGACAUUCGUCCUUAAAAAUCUAUAAGUUACAAUUGCCAUGGCAUUUUAUAAAAUACAUAGAACAAAGUGAGAAAGCUGUGGAUUAAAGAGAUGAUUUUCACAGUACUAAAGUGGCCUUUUUCUAAAGACUGUCUUUUUAAAUCUUUUAUCAUCAUAAUUUUUUUUCAAUUGAACGUUUCAAUUAUCAUAGUGGCAACUUUUUUAUGCUAUUUUGCUGCUUGUUUCUAAUAAUAAUGCAGCAGAUGUCACGUUGGAAUAAUAAAAUUAAUAUGCUGUCUUAUAUUUCUCCAAAGUACUAUGUGCAUAGCAUUAAUGCAUAUAAACAUUUGGAAUUUUAUUAAAAAUUGUUAAUUUUAACGAAUUUACUAAUACAUAUACCAGAUAGAUUGAGCAUAUUUUUGCAAUAGCGUUCGUGAAAAAGAGUAUUAACUUUGCAUCUGAUUAGGUUUGUAAACCGUAUUCAUAGGCAUGGCAUUUUUUCAGCAGCAGCAGCAGCUCUUUAUAUAAAAUUUUAUAGAAAUGAUACAGUUCAGACAUAUGUCUAAUUUUGAUGUACUGAGAAAAAUGUCUCGUUAAUGAAUACGGCUCUACAUAUUUAUAAGUAAUUGAAAGAAAAAGAUAUCGUACAAGUGACAUUGUGUUUUUUAACAAUUUUAUUGUAAACGAUUGUAAAAAGAUAUAUGGAGGUAGUUGUUUCAUAA